This is a messenger RNA of Adineta steineri, 477 nucleotides long. The record is from the annotation of a GenBank genome assembly. Lineage: Eukaryota; Metazoa; Rotifera; Eurotatoria; Adinetida; Adinetidae.
AUGACUACUCCACAACCAAGACAGCAAGAUCCAAAUUAUAAUUAUGAUGAUCCACCAAGCUAUUAUGCCAGUCAAUCAAACAAUUCUGGUAAUCCACCAAAUAAUUAUCCCAAUCAGCGAAAUAAUUAUCCCAAUCAACAAAAUAAUUAUGGUAAUCAACCAAACUAUCCUCCCAAUCAGGGAAAUAAUUAUCCCAAUCAACCAAAUAACUAUGGUAAUCCACCAAAUUAUCCUCCGAAUCAGCGAAAUAAUUAUCCUAAUCAACCAAACUAUUAUGGCAAUCAGCCAAACCAGGCUAAUGGUUCUCCAUGGACUACUAAUACGCCUAUGAGGCCUUCAAACUACGGACAACAAACGUCCGGAAAUCAGGGUUCCUGUUGUCAAGAAAUUAUGCUUUGUUUGGGGGCCUGCGCGUGUAUGACUUGUUUAUGCGAAUUAUUAUGUUGUUGUUGUGAUAUGUCCCAGAAUAGCUUCUGA